This is a messenger RNA of Ciona intestinalis (vase tunicate), 1764 nucleotides long. NCBI's taxonomy places the organism in Eukaryota, Metazoa, Chordata, Ascidiacea, Phlebobranchia, Cionidae. The record is from RefSeq and is a predicted model, not a curated record.
UGGUUUCCAUAACGACCAACACAGCUUUUUGUAGAAAGUUAACAAACUUCAUAAAUUGAUAGAAAAAGCAGUUUUUUCAACACACAUGGCCAAGUUCGUAAUCGCAGGAUCAUGUAGUUGCCCUUAUUAUGCCAAGUUGGAACUUCUCGCUGACCAACUGGUUAGCAAUCUUGAACAGUUUAAGGUUCACAAAGUAGUGUUGCCAGAAGAACAAUGGGAACCAUGGCUGAAAGAAACUUGCUCAAAAAACAACUGGAAACACAAGAAAAGUCCGAUAGUAUGGAGAGAAUUAGUUGAUAGGGGAGGGAAGGGAAUGCUCAUGGGAGGUUAUUAAUGAGUUUAUGGAGUACGCUGAGUGUUACUAUGGCAUCACCUCAAACAUAAUGACUGAUCGAAUGUUGAAGAUCAUGGAAGAAAACAUGGCAACAAAAUCUAUCACUGUUAAGGAAGAAGAAGCAUUCCAAAGCCUCAGCAAACCAAUUCAUAUUUGCAUUGUAAAUGCAACAAACCCAGUGGCCUACCACUUGAUACCUCAUCUUGGAAACGGCAAAAUCUUUGGAUCCGAAGUUGAAGUUUCCAUUCGUUUGCUCGGUAUACAAAAGGCUGAUGAAACUCUGCAAGGAGUAAAGAUGGAAGUUGAAGACCUAGCAUUUCCGCUCGUAAGAAAGAUCGAAAUAUUCAAAAACAGUCGAAAAGCUUUUCAAAAUGCUUCAUUGAUUGUUUUUCUUGAAAACCCAGUAGAAGAUGAAUCACAUUUGGAACUUCUGGUCAAAAAUCAUGAAAGAUACAAAAAGUAUGCUGAAGAAAUCAAUCAAGUUGCUCUGCCUGAUGUAAAGAUUGUACUUUCUGGAAGUGGUCCGAUAAAUUUCAACACCCAUGUUUUGGUGGAGUAUGCAACAAAAAUAAACAAACAAAAUGUGGUUGCUGUAUCAAGGUUACAGGAACGGCGUGCACAGGCAGCUUUAGCUCGUAAAAUGCAAGUUAAUGCAUCUGGUGUAACAAAUGUAGUUUCAUGGGGGAACUGUGCAAAUGAUGCAGCAAAAAACACAUACUGUAUUGAUGUAUUAUCAGCAGCUGUCCGUGGUUAUGAUGGAGCAAUAUGGGGACCACAGUGGCAUUCCAGAUCGCUGGCGGAACUUGUCUAUGAUAAAAAAUGGCUAAAUGAUGAAUUUGUUGAAGAACAUGCUUCACACAAUGCUAAGAUGAUAAAGUCAAUGAAACAUUCCACUAGUUUAAGUGAAGCAUCUUCAAUAUCUUCCAUGCUACAUGACUGGAUUCAAGGUUCAGAGUCGGAAAAUGUUUAUUCUCUUGGAGUGGAAAGUGAAGGUUGGUAUGGAGUCUCUGGCUGUGUUUUCUCAAUGCCUGUCCAAUUUAAAGAUGGUUCGUACCAAGUUGUAUGGGGUCUGACGCUCAAUGAUGAAGUUAGAGACAAAAUCAAGAAAAUUGAAUUGGAGUUAAAAAAGGAUUUGCGAGUUGCGUUUAAAGUAGAGGAUGAAAUGGAGAAUGAGGUGUUUGGUGAAGAUUCUGCUCUCAUCUCCUCUAUGAUGAGUCAGAUUGAGUCACCGACCAAAACCCCUGGUGAGAAGCUUGAGGUCAUCCGAGAAGAAGAUGCAGAGGAACAACCUGCAGAAGAUGUGGGGGAGCAGCCACUGGUGAAAAAGACGGAGUGAUGAUCUUUCUCUCUUUCCUUGUAUUUAUAAUCGCACUUACUGUGUCUCAUGUUGUGUAAGUUUUUAAUAAAAGUAUUAAAUUUACGAAUAUUUA